GGGACUGAGGAGGGAGGAAGAAGAACUAAUCUGUUCUUCUGAGCCAGUCUGCCGGUCCUGACAAGUUCUCCACACUCUCCCCAGUCUGGAUUAUCUUUGUUUUAUCAGCUAUUUUUGUUGUUUUUCUUGGUUUGGGGGACUUCUAAAUGGCAAAGAUGAGAGGAGUUUCCACCACUGAGAAGGGAUCAAGAGUUUGUCCUGAAACAGAGUGAAGAGAGGAGGAGGGAGGCUGAUUUCCUCUUCAUCUUUAAGCCUCUGCAGGAGUUUCGAAGUGGAAGAAUGGGGGCUGGAGCGAUGACCAUCUGUCACAACAAGGCGGCUGUGCAGGUUAGGGAGGACAUGAAGAAGAUGGUGCAGAUCCCCAUCCUGAGAUCCAGAGCCGUGGCAGCUAAGCACACCAAGCUGUUUGGAGUGUCCAUGUUUGAGCUGCAGGAGCAGGGUCUCCUGGAGGAAGGAGUGCCUCUGGUGGUGAGGAGGAUGGUGGAGUAUCUCAUCCAGCAUGCUCUGCAUCAGGACGGCCUGUUCAGAGUCAACGGGAACGUUCGAGCUGUGGAGACUCUGAAGCUGCGGCUGGAGAGUGGAGAUGACGUCAACCUGCUCUCUGAAUCGGACCUGUGCACCGUGGCCAGUUUACUCAAACGUUACCUGAGAGAGCUUCCUGGAGGCCUGGUGGACUCAACGGUCCAGCAGGAACUGAUCCGGUACUUUCAAGAAAGUGGAGAUGCUGGUUCCUGUUUGGUUCUGAGGGACCUGCUCCAGCAGCUGCCAGAUGUUCACCACAGCCUUCUGUGUUACCUCUGUCACUUCCUGACGCUUGUGGAGAAAAACCAUGAAGACAACCGAAUGACCGCUCACAACCUCGCCACUGUGUUUGGACCCAGUGUCUUCCACGUGGCUCCUGGUUUGGACGCAAUAAAGGACCAAAAUAUCUGCAACAAGAUCAUGGCCAAGCUGAUCCAGAGCUACAGCAGCAUCUUUGAGACAGAAGCAGAAGACAGGACGGAGCAAUGGCCGACAAUUAUAACUGUCCAGUCUAAGGACGCUAACGUAACAGAUGCACCCCUAAAGAAGUCCUCCAGCCGUCUCAAGGUUAGGAAGAAGAGGAAUGACGGCCUGACUCCAGAUGUCUGUCAGCCCAGCCCCUCCGGUGGAAUGCCCCAUGUUCAGUCCUUCUCCAUACCGAUAGUGUUGCCCCUGACCUCAGACCUGAAGAGUCCCAGCCCAGAAGUGAUGGACACAACACCUCAGCCCCAAAACGAUACUGUGCAGCCCACCUCGCCACAUGUCAGCCUUUCCUGCAGUGCGGAGGGCCUCAACAGUUUCCCAGACGAGGACAGGCCAGUAUCUCCGUUCUACAUGAGUAACCACCUCUCCCCAGUCCGCUGCAGGCCAGAUGUGGUGGAUUUUCUGGACCAGACCAUUCGCUCAGCGGUGGAGCAGCACCUCUUUGACGUAAACCCUUCAGCAGAUCAACAGUCAGAGACCAUCGGGCUGACCGCACGUCCUUUGAGCACGAGGGUGACGACAACGGCGCGGCAGAGACGUCGGCUCCAGAGAGAGCAGCAGCAGGACGGCUUAAGAGUCAGAGAGAGAAACAGAGCUGCAUCCAUCAGGACGGAGUUGGACCCCAACAAGGAAAACAUCCCAUCGAGCGGAGGCAGUUGUUGGGGCAACGUGGGGGAGGAAACGGGUGGCUGUUUGGACUUACGAGGAGAACAGGGCAUCCAUGUGGAGCGAACCACCAAACCCAGGAAGUCAAAGCGCAGCCCGACUCUAGUGCAGCUGGAGAACCGAGCCACCCACACACUCAGAGAAUGUGUUGCUGAAAGCUCUUCUGAGAACCACAUGGACCUUCUUCAAAAAGGGUAUGAGAUUUCCAGAGAAGCUGGACUUGGAUCGGUUUCACAGACGUUCAGGAUGAAGAUCCAGGAGUCGCCUGUGGCCUGUGACCCCGGGAGGAUCGGCGGCGUGUCGGACCCGGACUGCGAGGACGUUCCGCGGCUGGACCUGACAGCUCUUACCGAGGACAGCUGGGGAGAGCCGAUCUCGGCAUGCCCGCUCCAGAGGGAGAGCAUGGACCGGGAAGAGGCCCGACUCUCCCCCCAUGCCGGGGGACGUCUGAUCCGGCAGCUUCUGGAGGAGGACAGUGACCCGUUGGUGUCUCCCCGCUUCUACGCCUAUGGGCAGAGCCAGCAGUACCUGGACGACACCGAGGUUCCCCCCUCCCCGCCAAACGCGCACUCGUUCAUCAGCCGCAGACGCAGCUCGUCUCUCGGCUCCUGCGACGACGAGAGAGAGGAGCUGACCUCCGCCCAGCUCACUAAGAGGAUUCAUGUGCUGAAGAAGAAGAUCCAGAGGUUUGAGGAGAAGUUUGAAGAUGAGAGAAAAUACAGGCCCUCCCACAGUGAUAAAGCUGGUAACCCAGAGGUGCUGCGGUGGGUCAACGAGCUGGCCGGGCUUCGGAAAGAACUCAAAGAUCGGAAGCUGAUAAAGUCUGAGGAAGACCUGCCGCCUCUGACCCGUCAGCGCAGCAACACACUGCCCAAAAGCUUCGGCUCUCAGCUGGACAAGAAGCCUCAGCAGGAGAAGGUGCCGAAGCCCCCGGUGGAGAGCACCCUGGAGUCCACCUUAAAGAAGCUGCAGGAGAAGAGGGAGGAGGUGGACCGUCCAGAGGACAUCAAGGAAAUGACACGGGAGCAAAUCGGAGCAGAGAAAGUGGCGCUGCAGAAAGCUCUUCUCCACUACGAGGGCAUACAUGGCCGACCGGUGACCAAAGGCGAGAGGGAAGUCAUGAAACCGCUGUACGACCGGUACCGCCUGGUGAAGCAGAUUCUGUGCAGAGCCACCACCAUCCCCGUCAUAGGCUCCCCCUCCAGCAAGCGCAGAGGUCCCCUCCUUCAGCCCAUUAUCGAGGGUGAAACUGCGCUCUUCUUCGAUGAUAUCAAGGAGGAGGAGGACGGCUCAGAGGACGAUGGGGACACAAAGACCCAGUUCAAUGUGUCGGUUCGGCCCGAGCUUGGAGUGUUCAGCUUCAUGGACCCCAUGGACGAGGAGGUGGACGGUUUUAUUUCACCCGUGGAUGAACUGUCACCCUCCAAAACCACAGCAGACAUGGGACUGUCCAACCUGCACUCGGCCUCCAUGGAGGAACUGGUGGAGCAGCUUCAGGAGACAAAAGAGGAGAAGAAAAGGAUCCGUAAGAGCCUGAAGGAGUUUGAGGACCAGUUCUUUAGACAAAACGGGAGGACCGUCCAAAAGGAGGACCGCUCCCCGCUGGCAGACGAAUACCACGAAUACAAGCACGUUAAGGCCAAGCUGCGGCUGCUGGAGGUCCUCAUCAGCAAAAGAGAUGCCACCAAGUUCAUCUGAACAUAAGAUGGAGUAGUUGGACUGGUGCUCGGACUCCAGCGAUGAAGUCAAACACAUCUCGCCCUGUUGGAACAAACUGGGAUCAACAUGCUGCUCUGGGAACAGCACACACAGUUCCAUCUGUCCUGUUAUGAUUUAAAAAAAAAAGCCACACACCACCUGAGAGCUGCCUCUCCCUCGGACCUCACCUCCGCAUCUGGAUGUUCCUCCAGACAACGUCAUGCGUACGCACAAAUCACCUGUAUAAUUUAUUUUAACAAUUUAAAAAGAGUAUUUUUCUUUUAACUUUAGAGAUGAAAAAAGAAAAACAGUAAGACCAACUGUAGUUGAAAAAAUAUUUUUUUGAAGGAUUUUGUGAUGAAGAUGUGUAUUUAUGUGUGUUUUUCUAAGGGAGAUGUCACCGUUUGUGUCCGUUUGAGUAAACGAAUAGCGCUUUAAUGAUUUCAGUUUGGACCAUUAUGAGUUACAUUUCUUCAGAGGUUUCAGCAAAAGCAAAAAACAAAUGGUUUCCUCCUUCACUACAGCCUGAAGUCAGCAGCUCAGAGCAAACCAAAUCCUGCCUUUAGCUGUAUAUUCUAAACGUUGGCAUGCUUCGUGUCUACACUUGUGUCAGAUAAGCUAAUCUUUAAAUCACUAGUAGGUGUUUGCACACACUGAUUAUCACAGACAAGCAGAGGUGCUGCUUCCAGUGUGUGUGUGAAUCUGUAAAUAUGGAUCAAUGAGUAUGUUUGCAUUUCUGUGAGCGAGUACUUUUCUCCUUUCUUUCUCCAAAAUGGAUGAUUUAUAUCUGUGUGAAUUUUGUUUUCACCUAAAACGCUGGCCAGGUUUCAUGAAUCUCGAGUGUGUACAUUUUAGUACAUAAAUUGUAUUUUGUAUAUAACAUGCAAUAAAUCUUAUUUUUACUGAA
This is a messenger RNA of Nothobranchius furzeri (turquoise killifish), 4276 nucleotides long. RefSeq names its product family with sequence similarity 13 member A (gene fam13a). Gene Ontology annotation, biological process: signal transduction. Lineage: Eukaryota; Metazoa; Chordata; Actinopteri; Cyprinodontiformes; Nothobranchiidae. The record is from RefSeq and is a predicted model, not a curated record.